This is a messenger RNA of Phialemonium atrogriseum, 1775 nucleotides long. Its product is annotated as Malate/L-lactate dehydrogenase. Gene Ontology annotation, molecular function: oxidoreductase activity. The transcript is spliced from 2 exons. NCBI's taxonomy places the organism in Eukaryota, Fungi, Ascomycota, Sordariomycetes, Cephalothecales, Cephalothecaceae. The record is from RefSeq and is a predicted model, not a curated record. The coding region runs from base 402 to 1484 and encodes 360 amino acids.
UUGCUUAGCGCUCUGGCGGGCUCAGCAAUGCUUGGUCGUUGUCAUUUAGCUUUUUGCAUCCGGCUCCGGAUGUGUUCCGAAUCCAUAUUCAGGGGCCGGCGUUGAGCCCGCAAGGGUAGCUACAUGCGUAGAGGUUCGAGGUUGAGAUGAGCAGCUUCCGCGCCAAUGGCUAGUGGGCUUUAAGGUUGUCUGUCUUCCAUGUUAGCUUCUGGCCCAGUUCUGGACCGUUGAAACUACAGCUGUACGUCCGCAAUCGGUGGGCCCACAACCUCAUCCCGUUCCUCCUUUUUACUAAACCUCAACCUUCGCCCCUGGACCUGGGCAUCCACUCUCUUAAUUCCCACAAAGUGACAUUGCCAAGUCCCAAGUCCCACGCAACCCCACCACACCCUUUGAUUACAAUGGACGCACCAGCGGCGGAGUCCAAGACGGUCAGGGUCAACCCCGAGGACGCCCGGGCAUUUGUCGAGGCCGUGCUGCAGGCCAACGGCGUCUCGGGGCCCAACGCCGCCAUCACCGCCCGCGGGCUCGUGCAGGCCGACCUGCGCGGCGUCGACAGCCACGGCAUCAACCGCCUGCCCUCCUACGUGGCCCGCAUCCGCGCCGGCGUCCUGGAUCCCAAGGCCGAGCCGACUGUUACCAAUGUGACCCCCGUCGUGGCCCAGGUCGACGGCCACAACGGGUUCGGCUUCCCGGCCGCCCACGCAGCGAUGGAGGCAGCCAUCGCGGCAGCAGGCACAUUCGGCAUCGGCAUGUCGAGCGUCAAGCACAGCAACCACUUCGGCAUGUCGGCGUGGCUAGUGCAGCAGGCCGCCGACGCCGGCAUGAUGAGCCUCGUGUUCACCAACUCGUCGCCGGCGCUGCCCGUGUGGGGCGGCCGGUCCAGGCUGAUGGGCGUGUCGCCCAUCGCCUGCGGCGCGCCCGGCGCGACGCCCGACCGGCCCUUCAUCCUCGACAUGGCGCCCAGCGUCGCCGCCCGCGGGAAGAUCUACAAGGCCCUCCGCAGGGGCGAGAGGAUCCCCGCCGACUGGGCCCUCGACGCCGACGGGAGGCCCACCGACGACCCCGCGAGGGCCCUCGAGGGCGUCAUGCUCCCCAUGGGCGGGCCCAAGGGGUCGGCGCUGGCCAUCAUGAUGGACGUCUUCUCGGGGGUUCUGUCUGGGUCUGCCUUUGCGGGGGGAGUCACGGGCCCGUAUGACAUGUCGAAGCCGGGAGAUGUGGGGCACUUCAUCGUCGCGAUCAAGCCUGACCUCUUCAUGGGCCUUGACGAGUUCAGGGAGCGGAUGGGCACGCUAUAUCAGCGGGUUGUCGGCUCGGAGAAGAUGCAUGGCGUCGAGAGAAUAUACUUUCCCGGCGAGAUCGAGCAGUUAAGAGAGGAAGAGAGAUUACGGGACGGUAUACCGUAUGUCCAUGACGAGAUCACUAGCCUCAAUGUCGAAGCAGAGCGGGUUGGUGUGGCCAAGAUCAAGGUCAUGCCAAGUUAGUAAUCUCCGCUGCUAGUGUGUCUAUAGAAAGUUCAAAACGCAACUCUACAUCAAGUCAGUAAGUCCUAAUGAGGUAGUACAUCGGUGGGGAGUUGGGGUGAUAUUGUUUAGACUUGCAAAGAUCAAUGCUAUUUAAAUAUGGUUUCCAAACAAGCUGCUAUCUGCAUGUACCUAACCAAGGAGAAAUGGGAAAAGAGAAGUGGGGGAAUAAAAAGAGAGAUAGCCUCGUGGUUGUAAGUGAGAUAGAAACAAGAACACAAUUGAAACAAAAAGAAAAAAAAUAUAUGGUCA